Messenger RNA from Fusarium tjaetaba, 594 nucleotides. Its product is annotated as MOG1-like protein. Gene Ontology annotation, biological process: protein import into nucleus. The record is from RefSeq and is a predicted model, not a curated record. NCBI's taxonomy places the organism in Eukaryota, Fungi, Ascomycota, Sordariomycetes, Hypocreales, Nectriaceae. Bases 1 to 594 code for a protein of 197 amino acids. Gene Ontology annotation, cellular component: nucleus. Gene Ontology annotation, molecular function: small GTPase binding; guanyl-nucleotide exchange factor activity. The transcript has 3 exons.
AUGCCUGAAUACAUAAACACGCCUCUCUUUGGCGGCGCCAUCACUUGCGAUCUGCCCGCCAAGUUCGCCGACGUCAGCAAGUUGCGACAAGUUCCCGAUAACCAAGAAGUCUGGAUCGAUCAGGAUGGUUUCACCAGCAUCAUCUUCGACAUCACUGAGCGUGUUGGAGGCUCUGGCUCAGGCCCUGAGGUGGAUGGUCGUGCCAUGACAACUCAUCUUGAAGAUAUGGUUGGUUCGGAUAUCGAUACCGUCAAGAUCUGGAACACUGCCGAGACCGAGUUCUCGAAUCUAGAACCUGGUACUCCCGCAUACACUCUUAUUUCCACGCAGACUCCUCGCGUGAACCAGUCCCGCGACUCAACAUCUGCGCCCGAUUUCACAGCCAUCAUCCUAACUCUUCUGCGGCUCGAGAAGGCCAAGACUGAUAUUCUCAUCACAAUCAAUGUCCCUCACAUCAAGGGAGAGUACGACGAGGCUGAGGUUGAUCUUGAACUAGGGCGUCAGGGUAAGCUCAUUGGCGCUGCCGUUGAGUAUUCUGCUACUAUCUGGUCAACAUUUAAGAUCAAGGACUGGGGUCUCUUUGGUGAAGCUUAA